Mangifera indica (mango) is the source of this 940-nucleotide messenger RNA. Its product is annotated as probable calcium-binding protein CML41. Gene Ontology annotation, molecular function: enzyme regulator activity; calcium ion binding. The record is from RefSeq and is a predicted model, not a curated record. Bases 256 to 816 code for a protein of 186 amino acids. The transcript has a single exon. NCBI's taxonomy places the organism in Eukaryota, Viridiplantae, Streptophyta, Magnoliopsida, Sapindales, Anacardiaceae.
UAAGUACGUUAACGUGACUUUUACACCUGGUAGAGUAUGUGAACAGUUGUUUAUUCAAUUGGGACCGUUUAGGAAGUUGCCAUGCAAUUUCCCUCCACCAAAACCAAAAACCAAAUCGUACGUAAAUCACAUCUUGUCUCUGUCAGCGGCAGUUUCUCAGCAAUUACUUUAAGCUUUUAGUGCAGGCUUCAUUAUCUUAACUCGAUAUAUUAAACGACUGUUGCGUUUCCUGUAAUUGAAGCCAACUGAGUUAAGAUGACAACUGAUCGAGUUUCUAAGCCAUCCAAGUGCUUCUCAAACAAAGCGCUUAGGUUGAGUUUCCCUCGUCGCCGAUCAAAGUCUCGGUCAACUUCAAGUUCUCCCACCUCCUCUACAUCUCCAGGUGAAAGUAACACUAUAAAACCCUCAAGAGAUGAUGAGCUGAGAGAGGUUUUUCGUCAUUUCGAUGGCGAUGGUGAUGGGAAAAUAUCGGCUCUCGAACUUAGGAGUUACUUUGCAUCAAUUGGAGAGUACAUGUCGUACGAAGAGGCUCAAGGAGCAAUCAAUGAUCUUGACACAGACGGUGACAACUUCCUUGACUUUCAAGACUUUCUGCAGCUUAUGCAAGGAGAAGGCGAUGAAGAUCUAAAGAGGGCUUUUAAGAUGUUUGAGUUGGAGAAAAAAGGUUGCAUAACUCCAAAAGGGUUGCAAAAAAUGUUGAACCGCCUAGGAGAUUCAAAAUCUUACGAUGAGUGUGUUGCUAUGAUCCAAGUCUUUGAUAUCGAUCGCAAUGGAGUGCUUGAUUAUCAUGAGUUUUACCAGAUGAUGACUAAUUAGUAUUUUCCUGCCUGUAAAUAAAUCUCUAUGUACGGCUACAUUAUUUAGCCGUACACUAUGUCUUUCUUUUUUGUUCUUCCUUUACGGGUUGGAAAUUAUUAUCUAGUCUAAUUGAAUCUGUAAA